CUUUCAUCGACGUCCCUGGUUUAUCUCCGAUAUUUGGAAUUUAUUGUCUUUCUCCAAGAAUAGAAACAACAUUAGAGAGACGAUCCUAAGUUUGGUAUUCUCGGCUGUUGUUCUGUUUUGGAUAAGAAGUAUAGAUUUGGCUCAAGAAGGGCUCAGGUUCUUUUCAAGUUUCUCAGGUGAAAGAGAAAGAGGUUAGCGUUGUCCGACUGUCCGUUGUUUUUUGUCUCUGCAAAUCAACAAUGGUUGCUUUGGUUUCUCGUACCGGAAGAGAAUUUCAGCGGUACGAUGAUGAAGGCCGUCGCCAAGUCGUCGGAUGUAUUCCUUACAGAUAUAAAACUGGGAAAAGUCCUUCACAUGAGGCCAUGGAUGACAGCCAAGAUUUGGAGGUUCUUUUGAUCAGUUCACAGAAAAGCCAUGCAAUGUUGUUUCCCAAGGGAGGUUGGGAAAUGGACGAAUCAAUGAAAGAAGCAGCUAAGCGAGAGACAAUGGAAGAAGCUGGUGUUGAAGGAAAUGUUGAGAGCCAAUUGGGUAAAUGGUUUUUUAAGAGCAAAAGCCAUGAUGCAAUUUAUGAAGGAUAUAUGUUUCCUUUGCUCGUCGAGAAGCAAUUAGACAUCUGGCCUGAGAAGCACGUCCGGCAACGAAAAUGGAUGACUGUGGAUGAAGCUAGAGAAGUAUGUCAGCCUCUUUGGAUGAAGGAAGCACUGGAUCGAUUGGUGCGCCGUCUGAGGCAGGAGGAAGAGGAAGAACUGGUUUGUCCUCUCAGCUAGGAAUUGCAUUUGACUUGUACAUAACACCAUCUAACGAAGACUAUGAAUUCAGUAGGAGAAUUCAACUCAUCAAUUUUUCUCCCUUCUAAAACUGAACUGUUGGUCAAUGUAGAAAGCACGUCAUGAGAGUUUCUUACGUAGCCACAGAUGCCGACUUCUGAUUUGCAAUAAAAUGGAAAAGAGUGGGUGAGAGGAGGGGAAUAUUCAAAAUUUUCAUGCUUUCUCUCUCUCUCUCUGAGUAUUAGAAAUUUCAUCAACUUGGUUUGGUAUAAGACAAAGAGCUACAGUCGUACACAGUCAUUCCGUGUCGACUUCUGUGCUUUAGAAAUUUAAAUCUAAUGUGCAAGCGUGUUUCUGAAUGCUUUUUAUGA
Molecule: messenger RNA, 1138 nt
Organism: Nelumbo nucifera (sacred lotus)
Lineage: Eukaryota; Viridiplantae; Streptophyta; Magnoliopsida; Proteales; Nelumbonaceae
Product: nudix hydrolase 18, mitochondrial-like
Cellular component (GO): cytoplasm; nucleus
Molecular function (GO): pyrophosphatase activity
Source: RefSeq, a predicted model, not a curated record